Messenger RNA from Lodderomyces margitis, 723 nucleotides. RefSeq names its product ESCRT-III subunit protein (gene VPS2). The coding region runs from base 1 to 723 and encodes 240 amino acids. Gene Ontology annotation, cellular component: multivesicular body; ESCRT III complex. Lineage: Eukaryota; Fungi; Ascomycota; Pichiomycetes; Serinales; Debaryomycetaceae. The record is from RefSeq and is a predicted model, not a curated record. Gene Ontology annotation, biological process: endosome transport via multivesicular body sorting pathway; late endosome to vacuole transport; protein transport. The transcript has a single exon.
AUGUCACAAUUAUUUGAAUGGGCUUUUGGUAAAAAGCUAACUCCACAAGAACGACUUCGGAAGAACCAAAGGGCGUUGGAGAAGACUCAGCGAGAACUCACCCGCGAAGUAACCAAAUUACAGCAACAGGAGAAGAAAUUGAUUAGUGAUAUCAAAAAGUCAGCCAAACAGGGGCAAAUAUCGAGUGCAAAGAUCCAAGCUAAAGAUUUAAUUAGGACCAAGUCAUAUAUAAACAAGUUUAAUUCGAUGAAGGCGCAAUUACAGGCGAUCUCAUUGCGUGUGCAAAGUGUUAGGUCCAAUCAGCAAAUGGCAAUGUCAAUGCGCGAUGCAACUAGAGUAUUAUCGGGAAUGAAUAGAUCGAUGAACUUGCCGCAGUUGUCGAGAAUAGCUCAAGAAUUUGCCAAGGAGAAUGACAUGAUGGAUCAGAAACAAGAGUUUAUGGAUGAUGCCAUUGAUGAUGCCAUGGCUAUGGAUGAAGAUGAGUUAGGGGAAGAGGAACAGAUUGAUGAAAUAUUGGGCAAGGUACUUGAUGAAAUUGGAGUUGAUUUGAAUUCUAAUUUGAAAGAUAUCCCGACUGGAAUCAAUGCAGGUCAAGAAACGGUCAAUAAUGGGAGAGUUGCCGAGAGUGUGGGUGCCAAUGGUGAAAGUGGUGGAGGCGCAAGUGGGCCCUCGAAUACUGAUGAAGAUGACUUACAAGCAAGAUUAGAUAGUUUAAAAAAGUGA